AUGUUCCGUCAACAAAUCGCCCGCCAGGCCCGCCUGUUUAGCACCACUCCAGUCGCACGCAAAAGCCCCGUAGAAACGAUCAAGGAUGCUGCAAAGGCCGUCGACAGGACAAUCUCAGGUGCAGCCGUAAAAGGCAUUGAGAAGGGCGAGGAAGUCGCUGGCGCCGUCAAGGAAGCCAUCCCCGAGACCAAGGGCGAGGCCAAGGGCCAGGCCAACGAGAUGGCAGGAGCCGCAAAGGGAAAGGCAGCAGAACUCAAGGGCGAGGCCAAGGCCAAGGCGAACGAGCUCCAGGGCGAGGCCAACAAGAAGAUGUGA
Molecule: messenger RNA, 315 nt
Organism: Plenodomus lingam JN3
Lineage: Eukaryota; Fungi; Ascomycota; Dothideomycetes; Pleosporales; Leptosphaeriaceae
Source: RefSeq, a predicted model, not a curated record